Clarias gariepinus (North African catfish) is the source of this 4878-nucleotide messenger RNA. RefSeq names its product ST18 C2H2C-type zinc finger transcription factor (gene st18). Gene Ontology annotation, molecular function: zinc ion binding; DNA-binding transcription factor activity, RNA polymerase II-specific; RNA polymerase II cis-regulatory region sequence-specific DNA binding. The record is from RefSeq and is a predicted model, not a curated record. Bases 182 to 3094 code for a protein of 970 amino acids. Gene Ontology annotation, cellular component: nucleus. The transcript is spliced from 22 exons. Gene Ontology annotation, biological process: regulation of transcription by RNA polymerase II. Lineage: Eukaryota; Metazoa; Chordata; Actinopteri; Siluriformes; Clariidae.
CUCUCUCUCUCUCUGUCCCUCUGUCUCUCUGUUUCUCCAACUUCAUCAGCGGCGCCGGUGACGAGAGGAUGCUUUUCAUGCCAAAGCUCUGAGGAGUGGAGAGACAAGAUCGAGCCGAGAGCAGGGGAGACCCCGAGGGCCUCGCGACUCACACUCUUCAUCGCCUUACAAAGACGCAAAGAUGGAUUCUGAAGGAGAUGAGAGCCGCGCUGAGCGAUGCAACGGCAAUGCUAUUCCGCCUGACUGCAUCAUCGACACGCACAGCCUGCACCUCUCCACUGCGAGGAAGAGGAGCGCGGCCGAAGGCGCCCGCGGCGCGCCGGUUAACAAGAGGAAGUCUCUGCUGAUGAAACCGCGGCACUACAGUCCCAGUGAAGAGGAGGAGGAGGAGGAGGACCAGGAGGAGGACCUGGCAACUGCUCAGGACAAAGACGCACCCAGGAACAUUGACACUCCAGCAGACGAAGACCUUGACUGCCUCGACUACAGAGACAAAUCUCACGGCUCGCUGUCGUGGUCGGAGCGCACCAGCUUGUGUUCUCCCGAACCGUCCCAGAACGAAUGCGAGGAGAAAUGGCUCGAUAAAGACCUUUGUGAAAAAAGCCCAGAGAAAGAAACAGACCGAGAGGAAUGUGGGUGGAUUAGUUCUCGCCCUCUGACCGCGCCCGGUGCUGCGUGCCCGAGCCCUAACUCCGCCGACGAAGCCCGGCCCGAGAAACACUUUGGACUUCAGCUCCCGAUGUACAUGAGUCACGCGGCCAGUGGGCUCCUGAUGGAUGAUUUCGCCUACUCGAGGGAGGUUAGUGACAACGAGGACGAGGCCCAGGUGCCCAAGCUGGACGACCCCUUUGGAGGCUGGGCGCUGGGCAUGGGCAUGGAGCGGGCACGGCUCAACCUGGGCCUCCUGGAGCAGGCCAUGCACAGGCAGCUCCUCCACGGUGCCUACAGGGAAAUGGACCGCUUCCUGUUGGAACGGGUCAACCAAGAAAGGAGACAAAUGGAUGCGCGUGCUAUCUACCAUAACAGCAAAGACUCGCUAAGAACAGAUAAGAAAGACAUCAAGUGUCCGACCCCAGGGUGUGACGGGACGGGUCACGUGACUGGAUUGUACCCACACCACAGAAGUCUGUCGGGAUGUCCCCACAAAGUCCGAGUGCCUCCUGAAAUUCUAGCCAUGCACGAAAAUGUGCUGAAGUGCCCGACCCCGGGCUGCACAGGAAGAGGUCACGUCAAUAGUAACCGCAGCACUCACCGGAGCCUGUCUGGAUGCCCAAUUGCUGCAGCGGAGAAAGGUUCUAAACCCCAAGAUGACCUGUCCAAGUGUAGACAAACUCCAGACAAGAUGGCAAGACCUUUGAUUCAGAUGAAGAAGUUUGACUUUGGGCAGCUCGCCUACCAGUUUGCCCAUCCUGUGAGCGCCCUGCAGGUGGGCAUGGCCAAAGAGAUGGACAAGUACAGCAAGGGUCACUUCGACUACGCCAGCUUUGACGCUCAGGUGUUCGGCAAACAGAACCAGAUGAUGUCCGAUCAGAAUCAGGAGGCCUCGCAUCUCCAUGACUCCGCCGCACAGUUCCCCUGUUUCCUGGCUGCAGGCGGUCGUGUGGCGAAACCCGGGGGGCAAAGCCCAGGCCGACCCCCAGCCCAGGGUAGCGUCCUUCAGUCAGGUACGGCGUCCAGCGCCAUCCUCAACCUCUCUACCCGUUACCGGGACAACGGCGAUGCCCGACCACUGGCAUCGUUCACAAAGGACUCUGUGAUUGAAGUAGACGAGAACGGUACUCUGGACCUGAGCAUGAAGAAGAAGAAGGAGAAGACCACGGACUCGCCGGUCGCGCCCGCGUUAGGAGACGCCGCGUUCACCCCUCCCGAACCCUCUCUGGCCAAAGUGGGCGGACUCCAGAUCUCCACGGCGUUCUUCCGAGCCGUGUACGAGCAGGAGGGCUGGGACGCGCCCCUGAAUUUCAGCAAAGCGCCGCUUCAUCAGGACAAAGACAUGGAGCAGCUGGACAGGAUGUCGCUCGAGGAUAAAGUCUUCGCCGGAGACGCGAGCAUGACCGGUGCCAAGAACAAGAUGCUCAUACGAGACACCAAGAAAGAGCUGAUGAGCUGUCCAACACCUGGUUGUGACGGGAGCGGCCAUGUGACAGGAAAUUAUGCAUCGCACAGAAGUGUAUCUGGAUGUCCGUUAGCCGACAAGACCCUCAAAUCCCUGAUGGCUGCAAACGCCCAGGAACUGAAGUGCCCGACCCCUGGAUGUGACGGUUCAGGUCACGUUACAGGAAACUAUGCAUCCCAUCGAAGUUUGUCAGGCUGUCCGCGCGCCCGGAAAGGCAACCUGAAGCUCACGCCAAGCAAAGACGAGAAGGAGGAGCCAGACAUCAAGUGCCCUGUAGUGGGCUGUGACGGGCAGGGCCACGUCUCGGGGAAAUACACCUCCCACCGCAGUGCUGGCAGCUGCCCCGUCGCUGCGAAGCGGCAGAAGGAGAUGAACGGCAUGGCCUUCUCCUGGAAAAACUGCAAGCAGGAGCUGCCUCACUGCCCUCUGCCUGGGUGCAACGGUUUGGGCCACGCCAACAACGUGUUCGCCACACACAGGAGUUUGUCAGGUUGCCCGCUAAACGCUCAGAGCAUCAAGAGGAAGCUCUCAGGAGACGAGAUGAUGACUAUCAAACUGAAAACCAGCAGUGGCAUUGAGAGCAGCGAGGACAUGCAGCACUUGGAUCAUGAAAUCAAGGAGCUCAACGAGUCUAAUUUGAAAAUCGAGGCCGACAUGAUGCAGCUCCAGACACAGAUCUCGUCCAUGGAGUGCAACCUCAAGACCAUCCAGGAAGAGAACAAGAUGAUCGAGCAGCACAAUGACAGCCUGCUGAAGGAGCUGGCGCGGCUCAGCCAAGCCCUCAUCAACAGCCUUACUGACAUCCAGCUACCGCAAAUGGGUCCAAUCAACGAGCAGAACUUUGAAGCCUACAUCAAGACUUUGACGGAUAUGUACAACAGUUCGGAACACGAGUAUUCGCCAGAAUGCAAGGCCUUGCUGGACAGCAUCAGACAGGCCAUUAAGGGCAUCCAAGUAGAAACUGUCUGCUCACCAUGAAAUGCUGCAUUUGUGGACAAGCAAUAUCUCUGGACAUCUUUUAUUCACUGGGUUCAUUUUAUUUAUUUGGGUGGCUGGCUGCAAACCAUGUGCAACUAAUUCUAAAAAAUAUAUAUAUUAUUAUUAUUAUAUUCCAUGUGUACUGAUAAACGCCAGCCAUAUUUUAUUUCAUUGACAUUUUUUCUGAGAUUGUUAAUAACCCUUUGCACAUAUUUAUUUAAUUUGCUUGACUUGUUCGUUUUUCGUGUAUUUAUACUUACCGCUAAUAUUUAUAAUCUGUCUUAUUUAUUGUCCUUACUCAUCGAAAAUAAUUUAUCAAACGCUAAUAUAUUUUUAUUUAUUUUUUCCGUGUGUGAGGGUUGAUCACUGUUGCGCACUUCGGCUCUUUGUGUUGGCCCCCCCGAGCACAUCCGCGUUGCUAUACUUUGUUUGGUAGUUUUUUUUUCUGUUGUUUAAACAACGGUUUGUUUGCCUCGGUGAUAUUUCUUUAAGCGAUGAACGAUGUCAACAAGAGGAAUAAUGAUACUAUUACACCACCUAGUGGUCAAAUGCUCUUACUGCACCAUGCCAGGCUCACUUUUUCUCCUGAAUGUAUUGCGUGUGUUAAACCUUGGGAUCAAUUUGGUAGGUAAUCCUAACCACUGAGGCCAAAACUGUUCCGUUAAACUGCACUUAUUAGUUUUUAACAUCGAAAUGAACAGACACAAUAAAAGAAAUUACUCCCUGAAAUUUAUUCCUGUCAAUAUAAACUGCCUUUCGUGUGCACACCGAUGUGUGUGCAUGUAUGUGCCUAUAUGUAAAUGAUUACAUGGAAUAUAUUAUGUUUUGUGGUAGAACAGUAUUACGUGAAUGGUGAUUUCUUUAUUAUACAGCAUAUUUAUUUUUUUUCCAAAAGAAAAAACGCCUAUGAGUCCGUUUAGCUAAUGCUUAUAUGCCAUUCGAAGUCGAAGUCUGUAAUUAUAUUGUUGUAAUAUUGAUCAAGUGUUUAAUCUUUGCUAUGAGUUUCCAUCAAGCUAAAGCACAAAAAAAAAACAAUUUAGAUUUGUGUAACUAAAAUUAGAGAACUGUUGAGUGAACAACCAGCUAAAGUUUUUACCAGAACAAUUAUUACUGAAAAUUAUUUUUCACAAAAGGUUAGUUGGUAAAAUUCCACCAAGUUAAAAAAAAAAACAAGUUUAACAAGUAAAAAUUUAAGAGUAAAAAAGAAGUCAAAUCAGUGUAUGACCUUGCAUCUUUCCACUUAUAAAUGGGAUUUCUUUAAAAUUUGAGUAUCGGGAGACGGCCGUGACAUUUUACACUUUUCAGAUUUUUACGGGCAAAUAUUCUUACAACCUUAAAAUUAAAAUCUAUUUGUCUUUAAACAGCCAUGACUAAAGUUUAAAAAAAAAAAAGAUUUAAAAAGAGAAAUGUACAGGUUUGACCAAAUGAUCCUCCGUUAACGUUCUCUUAAAUCAGCCGGAAUCGGAUACUUUCAAACGACGUGUACUUUGUAAUUAUGUUAUUUGUAAUUUCUAAUAUUUUAAUUUAUAAAACCACACAUUGUUUGCUCAGGAACUUUUGUGAGGACUAUUCCUGUUUGUAUUUGAUGUUUUGUAAUGUGAACUGAAUUGGGAAUUUUUUUUUCUUGUGUAAUAAUAUUAGUAUAAAAAACGCUGUACUGUAAAUUAUUGUUUCUUUUUUUUGUUGAAAGCAAUUUUUUUUUCAGUUAAAGUAGUUUCUAUAUCAAAGUUUCUUUACACUUUUACUAUUUCAUAAGCAGUAAUGCGCUGUGUUGUACAGUUUGU